CAGGGGUUAAUAGUUCCCCCCCCUCGGGGGGCGGGGCUGUGAGUAGCGCCAGGGCCGGAAGUGAGUCAGCCCGGCCGGGGCCGUUAGAAUUGUCGCGGGAAGAUUCUGGCUGAGUCGGGAGCGCGCGCCCGAGGACAGGUCCCACGUUAAAUGGAGACUAACAUGUCAUUUCAGAAAAGGCAUUUGAAUACAAAACUUUUGUAAGUGACAUGGAUAAGAAAAGGAAGAUGCAUGGUAAAAGCCACAUGCCCGCUCUUGAGAAGACCUCAAAGAAAAAAUUGAAAAGAAAUAAAGUGGAUUUGGAUGUAGAAGACAUUGCUUUAAUACCCACCCAGGAAUACAAAGCCAAGUCCCAUCCUCGCAGUAACUUACUUCCAUGUGAGGAACCGGAUGUCUCAAGGAUAUUGAAGAUAACUGAGACUGGGCAAGUUGAGGAGCCUGAUGAUUCAUUUGAUCACCCUUUACACAGCACUGCUGUAGAUGCUGGUGGGAAUGUGGAAUUGCAGGAAGAGGAACACGACAUAGCAGCUAGUCAUUCUUCUGAUUCAUCUCCACAAGGGAAAAAUGCAGAAACAAGAAAAAAUCAGUGUAGUUUGAAAAUUCCUGAAGAUAACAAAUCAGAGACAGAGGAUUCUGAAGAUGAAUCGCUGAAGGAGAAUAAGAUACAGAAAAAGAUAUCAGGAAAUGCCAAGACCAAUGUGGAGGAAUCUAAGUUACCAUCUGCAUUAGCAUUGAGGAACAGCUCUUCAGAAAGCAGCAUAUCAAAUAAGGUUACAGAUUUAGUGAAGAAGUUAAAUGCACAAAAGAAGCCCAAGAACAGUGCUAAAUCCCAUGUGAAACCAAAGAAGUCUUCACAAAAGAGUGCAUUAGAUCCUUCUGCUGAUAGUCCAUUUUCUAUACAGAUUUGGUGCCCAAAAGGGCUGAAAAGAUUUUCCCAAGAUAUUACAGAACUGGAUGUUGUUCUGGCUGAGUUUGAGAAGAUAACUGCAGACUACAAACAAAGGGUGGAGUCUAGGAUUUGCAGGGAAGCUAUUGAGGUCUUCUAUUCUGGCUUCAAGGACCAACUCACUAAUACUAUAACAGAAGUCCAGGAACUGAAGGAUUUGAAAAGAAAAAAUGCUAAGGUGAUCACAGACAUCAAUAAGAAAAGACGGCGUUUGCUGGAAGUUAGAGAAGAACUAAUUCGGACUGGACCACAACUGAAGCAACUACAAAGAGAAUAUGCUGAGCUACAAGAAAGAGAAUCUUCUCUCAGGAACACAACCCAGUUCCUAACUGAUUUAAAGGAGGUGCAGCAACAAUAUAUAAAUUGCAGAGAAGACCAACCACAAGAAAAAGUAGUUUACGGAACUUCCAGCAUUCCUGCUCUUCUGGUGGAAUCACAACGAAUUUUAAGAGCUGAAAGUCAUUUUCAAAAUAUCAGCACAAGAUUACAAGAGUUUCUGAAUUUGCAGAAAAAGGAGCUGCCAGAGAAAUUGUAAAUGCUUUAUACUUCUUGCAACUAAGCACAGUUAACAUCAGUUAAGUGUAUUCAUAUUCAUAUACAGAUAGCUACUUCUUUGGUAAGGUGCUAAACAUACAUGGUUAUGACAUUCCUACUCCAUUUAGAUUUUGGUAUUUUGUGUUUGCACUCUUUAAUUUCUGAUAUAACAGAAGCAACAAUUGUUUAAAUACUACCAUAUGCAUUUAAUAAAACAAAGCACUGUGUUUAAA
This is a messenger RNA of Mauremys reevesii (Reeves's turtle), 1713 nucleotides long. It is a transcript of the gene CENPU, whose product is annotated as centromere protein U. The transcript is spliced from 14 exons. The record is from RefSeq and is a predicted model, not a curated record. NCBI's taxonomy places the organism in Eukaryota, Metazoa, Chordata, Testudines, Geoemydidae. The coding region runs from base 210 to 1481 and encodes 423 amino acids. Gene Ontology annotation, cellular component: nucleus.